This is a messenger RNA of Alosa alosa (allis shad), 2080 nucleotides long. It is a transcript of the gene srp68, whose product is annotated as signal recognition particle 68. The coding region runs from base 50 to 1831 and encodes 593 amino acids. The record is from RefSeq and is a predicted model, not a curated record. NCBI's taxonomy places the organism in Eukaryota, Metazoa, Chordata, Actinopteri, Clupeiformes, Clupeidae. Gene Ontology annotation, cellular component: signal recognition particle, endoplasmic reticulum targeting. Gene Ontology annotation, molecular function: protein binding; endoplasmic reticulum signal sequence receptor activity; 7S RNA binding. The transcript has 16 exons. Gene Ontology annotation, biological process: SRP-dependent cotranslational protein targeting to membrane.
CUUCCGGGGUCACUAUCACUACAUCCUCCUAAUACGUGUUAGCACGAAAAUGGCCGCAGACAAGCAAAGUGAGAUUAAAACAUCGAGGAUGGAUGAAAAUAAGGAGAAAUCUGUGGAUGCAGGCCUUGGACUGGAAAUUCUCCAGAUCAUCAAGGAAUCACAGCAACAACAUGGGUUGAGACAUGGAGAUUAUCAGCGAUACAGAGGCUACUGCUCGCGCCGCAUGCGUCGCCUGCGGAAAACUCUUGGUUUCAGAAUGGGCAACAGACACAAGUUCACAGGGAAGAAAGUGACGGUGGAGAUGCUGUCUGACAGCAGGUACCUGCUGGUGGUGCUGAUGGAGGCGGAGCGGGCGUGGAGCUACGCCAUGCAGCUGAAGCAGGAGGCCAACACUGAGCCGCGCAAGCGCUUCCACCUGCUGGCCCGCCUGCGUAAGGCCGCCAAGCACGGCGAGCACCUGGAGCGCCUGUGCGAGAGCCCACGCGUGGACGCCAAGACCAAGCUGGAGGCCCAGGCCUACACUGCAUACCUGACAGGAAUGGUCCAGUUUGAGCUGCAGGAGUGGAAAGCUGCGAUGGAGGCCUUCAACAAGUGCAAAACCAUUUAUGAGAAGCUGGCCAGUGCCUUCACUGACGAGCAGGCGGGGCUCUACUACCAGAGAGUGGAGGAGAUCUCUCCCAACCUCCGCUACUGUGCUUACAACAUCGGUGACCAGAACGCCAUCAAUGACCUGAUGCAGAUGAGGCUGAGUGCGGGAGGGAGUGGGGGCAUGAUGGCCGAGAAGCUGGAGACACUAAUCACCCAGACGAGGGCCAAGCAGGCCGCCACCAUGAGCGAGGUGGAGUGGCGAGGCCGCACCGUGCCCGUCAAGAUCGACAAGGUGCGCAUCUUCCUCCUGGGUCUGGCCGACAACGAGGCAGCCAUCGCUCAGGCUGCCAAUGAGGAGACUAAGGAGCGGCUCUACGAGACUCUGCUGGCAGAGUGCAGGGACACCAUCCAGGCCGUCCGGGAGGAGAUCAGGAUGGACGUGAAAGCCAGAGAGAGGGCCUCGGACACAGAAGGAGGCAAGGUCUCUAACCUGCAGUACCUGCACAGCUACCUGACCUACAUCAAGCUGUGGACGGUGGUGAAGCGUAACGAGAGCAUGGCCCACACGCUGCAGGCCAAGCUCAAGGAGCCGCAGACGGACGAGAACAAGAGGGGGCCGCGACCCCAGGACCUCAUCCGCCUCUACGACAUCAUCCUGCAGAGUCUGGCAGAACUGUCUGCCCUUCAGGGAAUGGAGGAGGGCCACACUUUCCAGAAGGAGGUGGCCCUGAAGACCCUGGUGUACAAGGCCUACAGGUGUUUCUUCAUAGCCCAGUCCUACGUGCUGGUGAAGAAGUGGAGCGAGGCCCUGGUUCUGUACGAGCGAGUUCUGAAAUACGCCAGAGAGGUCCAGUCCCAGGCCAAGAACCUGAACAACAGCCUCAAGGACCUCCCGGAUGUCCAAGAACUUAUUGCUGAGGUUAACGCUGAAAAAUACUCCCUCCAGGCGGCGGCCAUCUUGGACAAAGAAGAUGUAGCGGAAACACCCACUCUGCCUCAUGUGAAAGACAACAAGCCCCUCUCCGACCGAUUGGAAGCCUUCCGCCUGGAUCCCACCCUCGUCGGCAAGCAGCCCAAUCUGGUGGAGUUUCCCCCCGACUUCCAGCCAAUCCCCUGCAAGCCCCUCUUCUUCGACCUGGCGCUCAACCAUGUGGCCUUCCCUCCUCUGGACGACAAGGUGGAGCAGAAGGGCAAGGGCGGCCUGACCGGAUACAUCAAGGGCAUCUUUGGCUUCGGCAGCUAAGUUUGCGGCGCAGGCCUCUGGUGGUCGAGCACCGGCUUCCUCCAGUCUCUGAGUUUCCGGCUGAGUUCCGCCACGUACAUCUCAGAUUCUAGAGACUUCCGUGCCUGGUGUUCCUUUUGCUCAUGCAGCACACCCAGACACCUCCCUCACAACACAACGUGUACUCACACACACACACACACACACACAGAUGCAUAUAAAUGUUCCCUAUUGCUUCUCUCUCCAUUUCGUUCUUUUUCUCUCUCUGGU